Solea solea (common sole) is the source of this 2008-nucleotide messenger RNA. RefSeq names its product glucosamine-phosphate N-acetyltransferase 1 (gene gnpnat1). Lineage: Eukaryota; Metazoa; Chordata; Actinopteri; Pleuronectiformes; Soleidae. The transcript is spliced from 6 exons. Gene Ontology annotation, molecular function: monosaccharide binding; glucosamine 6-phosphate N-acetyltransferase activity. Gene Ontology annotation, cellular component: endoplasmic reticulum; endoplasmic reticulum-Golgi intermediate compartment; Golgi apparatus. Gene Ontology annotation, biological process: UDP-N-acetylglucosamine biosynthetic process. The record is from RefSeq and is a predicted model, not a curated record. Bases 195 to 749 code for a protein of 184 amino acids.
GCCACGUCAUGUCCAGGACUCGCCACGCUAGGCGGUAACACCAGCCGAACACCACCCACCUCCGACCGUCAUAAUGAUGUAGUCCAGCCUCAUUCAAAACGAAUAGCUAAUCUACCCGGUUGUGUGGCACGGUACUUUGAGGGAAUUACGCCGGACUGACUUUUCCUGUGUGUUGCUUUCUCUGAGUAAGUGGAAUGCUGCUGGACGAGACUCCUCUGUUUGACCCCUCUCUGCUUCAGGAGCUGGACUGGAGUAGCAACACUGUGUCCUUCUCUCCCCCCAUCUCCCCUUCCUGUCCAGGAGAAGGCCUGGUGCUGAGGCCGCUCUGUAUGGCUGACUUCAAUAGAGGACUCUUCAUGGUUUUAUCUCAACUCACCCAGACUGGAGAUGUCACACCGGAGCAGUUCACGAAAAAGUUUGAUCACAUGAAGAAGACAGGAGAUUACUAUGUUGUUGUGGUGGAGGACACCAAUCUGGGGCAGAUUGUUGCCACGGCGACAUUGAUCACAGAGCACAAAUUCAUCCACUCCUGUGCAAAGAGAGGCCGGGUGGAGGAGGUAGUAGUCAGUGAUGUCUGUCGAGGGAAGCAGCUGGGCAAACUGUUAGUUUCAACUCUUACUCUUCUGAGCAAAAAACUGAACUGCUAUAAAAUCACACUGGAAUGUUCUCUCAAAAAUGUGGCUUUCUAUGAAAAGUUUGGCUACAGCGCUUCAAGUGAGACCUACAUGCAGUGUCGAUUUUCCGAAUGAAGACGGCAGCGGAUUUAAACCUGGACUAUAUCUGUAUACACAACAGGUACUCGUAGUAGAUUAGUGACAUUCUUAUCUUUUCGGCUUUUCUGUUCAGGGGUCACCACAGCGGAUCAUCUUGUUUGAUUGGUUUUAAUCUGUUGGAUUCUAGUGGGAGUGGGGUCUGCUUGCAGGGCUUCUUUUUGAGUGCAUUGUCUGUUCUAAUGGUGAAAUUGACCUUAGAGUGGAGCCUGUACUGGAAGCAACCGCUCAGGAGCCCUGAAGGCAAACUCUCUUUUGUUGAGACCUUGUGUAAGAUCUGAGGAGGGGGGGCACAGAGUGAGCCCAGCAGCUGUAUAAAAUUUGAACAUUUAAUAGAUAAUGUGACCUAUCUCUUUUUUAUAUGAAAAUCUAGGGCAAAGUCAUCAAAGGAAAAUGUGUCACUUUGGAAGUUGUGAUUUCUUUUUUUUAUUUAUUGUUUACACUCGGACGGCAUAAGGCUUUUUCUUAAGACAGUUCUUAAGAACUGGCAGAGCUGCAGAGUGACGAGUUCUUGACUGUGCUAUGUCGUUCCUCAACACUCUGUUUAUGUCAAAGACAUUCACCCCUUUGGUAACCAUGGCUACCUCACCAGGGUGGAGGGUGAAAUCUUUCCAAAUAUCUACACAGGCCUGAAUGUCAUUCAUUCCACUUACACAUCUCUGUGACUGUAAUGGAACUAAGGGUUUAUACCAGGGGGAAAUAAUAUACCACAUGAACUAAACAAGUGUGUUAGAAGGAUAUGUAGUUAAUCUGUUGCAAUCAUUACAAGUGAAUCCAUAAAGAACUGAAGGUUUUUUCCUAAUAAAGGAUAACAUCAUCUUUCUAGAAAUGCAAGUAGUUAAUUACUUGGGAUAAUGCAUUUAUUUGGAUUUUAUUCACCAGUCUGUUUGUACACUGCUCUUUCCAAAGACUUGAAGUAUCCGACCAUUGUUACUGAAAUAUGGUGGUUUCAAUGCAUGAAGUUAAAAAGUAAAACUUGAAAUUUCAAUUGAACAAAAGUUUGAGAGAGAUGGAAAUGCAUGGGUUUUAAAGUUUUAUAUUUGGUUGAUAUUCAUAACCACAAUUAGCUGAGAGAAUCUUUGCAAAAUGGGUAAUAAUAAUUUUAUAAGGAAACUUGUUUGUAAACUUUUGUAAAUGUUUUAUAACGCUACUGUGAUCCUGAAGAACUGGGGGAAAAUAUUUAAUCUAAUUUAUUUACAGGUUUGUAAGAGCCGAAAUAAAAUAUUCUAUGAUAUACA